AUGAGCGGCUAUAGCCGGUUAGGGUUUGUGGGGAAGAUGGAGUAUUCCGCGUUGGGCACCGCGGAGGCUGCGGACAGCGGCGCGGCCCGGCCGUACAACAACUCGGAGGAGCGGGAGGGCCGGGAACCCGACGGGCUGCGCUUCGACCGCGAGAGGGCGCGCCGCCUCUGGGAAGCAGUGUCCGGGGCCCAACCAGUGGGGAGGGAGGAAGUGGAACACAUGAUCCAGAAGAACCAGUGUCUCUUCACCAGCACCCAGUGUAAGGUUUGCUGCGCCUUGCUAAUUUCUGAGUCCCAGAAGCUGGCACACUACCAGAGCAAAAAACAUGCCAACAAAGUGAAGAGAUACCUAGCAAUCCAUGGAAUGGAGACAUUAAAGGGGGACACGAAGAAGCUAGACUCAGAUCAGAAGAGCAGCAGAAGCAAAGACAAGAACCAGUGCUGCCCCAUCUGUAACAUGACCUUUUCCUCCCCUGUCGUGGCCCAGUCGCACUACCUGGGGAAGACCCACGCAAAGAACUUAAAGCUGAAGCAGCAAUCCACUAAGGUGGAAGCUCUGUCGAAACGCCUUACAAACCCUUUCCUUGUGGCCUCCACCUUAGCCUUGCACCAGAAUAGAGAGAUGAUAGACCCAGACAAGUUCUGCAGCCUCUGCCACGCGACUUUCAAUGACCCUGUCAUGGCUCAGCAACAUUAUAUGGGCAAGAAACACAGGAAACAGGAGACCAAGCUCAAACUUAUGGCACACUACGGGCGGCUGGCCGACCCUGCUGUCACUGACUCAUCAGCCGGGAAGGGCUACGCCUGCAAGACAUGUAAGAUAGUGCUGAACUCCAUAGAACAGUACCAAGCUCAUGUCAGCGGCUUCAAACACAAGAACCAGUCACCAAAAACAAUGGCAUCACCUCUGGGCCAGAUUCCCAUGCAAAGGCAACCCAUUCAUAAAGACUCAGCCACCUUGGAAAACUAGAGGUGUUUCUGUCCAGCACUCCAGGUUGAACCAGCCAUGAGCCAACUUUCUGUGACUAUGGUCAGCCCUUGGCUCCUUCUUCCUCCUUUCUUACACCUGGAGAAUACACAGGCCUGAGGCAGGAGUGGACCACAGAGAGCGUCUGAUUGGUCCAGGCAAAUCCACCCCUGCUCCUCCCCUUUUUGGAAUGGGCCCUGUAGGUCAGGAUGAGGGAAGCAGAGAUCUUGACAGGACUUGGGGUAUCCCAGAAUGGUAGUUUGGAGGACGGCCUUUCCCCUCCCCCAGCUCCUCUGGGCUAUAUGUCAUGAGGCCCCAGGCCUAUCUUUCCUUUGCAGGUCAGUUUUGGACCAGUCCCUGCAGCUGAAGAACUGAGCUCUCCCUGGGCUCUAGGUAUCUCCAGUGAAACCUGGAGCUUUCACGCCAGACCUUGGCCUAGGCAGGAAAGGGCAGAUGGAAGUGGCUGCCACAUGGAAACUUGGAGUUAAUAUGACACUCCCUCUCCCCCAAAAGAGUGCAAGCUUUCCUGAGCCUGGGAUCAGAUGCUGGCCAGUUGUACAGAUUUCUGCCGACUGUGAAGUCUCCUCCUAGAGCAAUGACACAGUCCUGGCAGAGCAUUGCUAUUCCUCUUACCCCCCAUUCUCCACAGUUCCUGAAUGGUGCUAAGAAUCUGCAGCAAGUGAGGACAAGCUAGAGCCGAAGGAGGCCUCAGUACCCAGUGGGAUGGGUACUGGAAACCUCCAAUAGAGGCCUUUCCCCUCCUCCAUCAGAGGUGCUCUGACACAGGGUCACGUGGGAAGGUCCCCACAUGCAAAUUUCCUUGAUGGUUUUGUACCCUUAAAAGGAAACUGCCGGGCUUCCCUGGUGGCGCAGUGGUUGAGAGUCCGCCUGCCGAUGCAGGGAACACGGGUUCGUGCCCCGGUCUGGGAAGAUCCCACAUGCUGCGGAGUGGCUGGGCCCGUGAGCCAUGGCCGCUGAGCCUGCACGUCCGGAGCCUGUGCUCCGCAACGGGAGAGGCCACAACAGUGAGAGGCCCGCGUACCACAAAAAAAAAAAAAAAAAAAAAAAAAAAAAAAGGAAACUGCCUUGUGCCAGCCAGCUCAGAGGUUAAUUGCUGCCCUUCAGCCCUGCUAGCCCUCUCCUUCCCCUUGUGCAGCAGACCAUCUGCCCAGGUUGCUGUGGUGCUAGUCCUCCCCCAUCAUCCCCCAGGAGAUUCUGGGGACCAAGGAGCAGGAUGGGCCCCUAAGGGAAGAAAAGAGCUGGUGUAAGUUUCUGCAGUGAGGAAACAGACUUUUCCCUGACCCCACACCUAGAUUUCUCUAACACUGCUGUGUUUUAUGGCCUGGCACUUCACUGGGAGUGGACUUUACCUUGUAGCUUUCAAACAGGAAUUCCAGGGAGAGUUACCAUCUGAGGUCCCUCUUCACUGGGUCAAAGAAGCCUGCAGCUGCUCUCGUGAUCUCCUCCCCACACUUCCUGUCCCUUCGCCUGUAAAUGCCUUUAUGUAUCGUGUAUGUGGGUGGGGGGGGUGCUUAUGCUCUAUCUCUUGGUCACUGAAGCAUCUAAAUAAACAAUUUCUCCAAUGAGCCAGACUGCAACUUAACAGACCUGGGAUUUGGAUCUAGUAUGUCUGUCUUUACCUUUACCCUCACCCUGCUCAGACUUCCCAGCACCCUAAAUACUGAUUUGAAGACUUGGGACGGAGACAGGCAUCCAGUUGCUUGGCAGCUCUGUAGAAAACUUGCAGAUGCCCUAAAUUCAAUACAAGCUCACCUGCUCAUCCACCUCCUCCCUGUCCUGGAGGGCCUCACAGAGGUCUUUAGAAGGUUUAAGCUGGGAGUCUACUUUGUUCGAGAUGCUCAUGUGGCUGCUGUGUGGAGAAGGAAUGCAGGGGAGCAGGAAAGGAGACAGACAUACAGGGAGGCCAGAAUGGCAGCUGUAUCCAGGAUGGCUCUCUCCAGGCUAACUCCUUCAGGGCAGAGACCUAGCCUCAUUCAUCUCCAUUCCUCUAAUGUACAGAGUGGUGUGUCACAUAGUUUGUUGAAUGAAAGAAUGAAUGAGGAUGCAUAAGAAGAGAUGGCCUUUUCCCACUCAGCUAAUACACAACAGUAGGUUUGUUCCAUGGGACUUAUCAUAGCCCUGGUGGGAAGAACCUUUUCCAUGACCCAGAAAUGAGCUGGGAAAGGAGUGCAUGUGAUGGAAUCAGAAGCCCUUUGUACAACGUUUGUUCCAGACAGCCAAAUUUGAGGAAGGUGCCCAGGCAGCCUCAGCUCCCAUCCUUCACUCAGCAAGCCGUUCUUGGGCACCUGCUCUUCGCCAGCUGGGAAAGACCCUACACAGCUCUCAGCUUCUAAAGCCUAGACUGCCUUAGCAAUUUCCCGAGAGUCCUUCUACCCCACCCAAGAUGUCACAAUCAGCCCCGUCUACCAGGCAAGGAAGUGAAGGACAGAGAGGUGAGUGAACUGCCAUACUAUGAGCCCUUGACCUGCAGGAUCUCUUAGUCUAAAUUUUUUUUCUUUUUUUUUUUUUGGCCACGCUUCCCAUGGCAUGUGGGAUCUUAGUUCCCCGACAGGGAUCGAACCUGCGCCCCCCGCAUUGGAAGGGCGUAGUCGUAACCACUGGACAGCCAGGGAAGUCCCAGGACCUCUUAGUCUGGAUUCAGGAGUCCCUGCCAGCUGUGUGCCCAGCCCUGUUGGCCUGGGGAUGCAGGAAUGAACACUCUCUUGCCCUUGGGGAGCUCAUACACUGUUAAAGAUGAUUAUGGCAAUAAUUAGAGGGUAUACAGGGUGCUGUGGGAAUGCAUAAGAUGCAGGCACUAACUUAGCCAAGGGUAUGAAAAAACUGAAGAAGUUGGGAAACUAGCAUUUGAUCUGUAUAACAGCAUUUUGAGCUAGGUGAUGACAUUCCAUUUUAUAGGAAAGGAACAAAGCUCAAAGAGGUAUACUGAUUUGCCCAAGGUCUUGCUGCUAAGAAGCAACAACAUGGUGGAAUCUGGUUCUCUAGAUUCCUAGUCAAGAGCCCUUUACAGACAAGGACAGAGUACUUCCCACAUGACCCCUGGGCCUGCCUCACUCAUCUGGCAUGGCCAUGGUCUCACAGAGCAAGUAGCCACUCAGCAGGGGCAGCAGCAGAACCCACAAAACAGACUGGACAGGGCUCAAUGGUUAUUCUAUAUUCCAAGCCCCACACACACCUCUCAUAAUUUUACCCAAGAUUCCUGGUAUAUUAGACUCUAGUUAUAACUGUAAGAAACUUAGGACUAUCCUGGUGGCGCAGUGGUUAAGAAUCUGCCUGUCAAUGCAAGGGACACUGGUUCGAGCCCUGGUCCAGGAACAUCCCACAUGCCACAGAGCAGCUAAGCCCGUGCGCCCCAACUACUGAGCCUGUGCUCUAGAGCCCAGGAGCCACAACUACUGAGCCCGCGCACCACAACUACUGAAGCCCACCCACAUGCCUAGAACCCAUGCUCCGCAACAAGAGAAGCCACUGCAAUGAGAAGCCCAUGCACCACAACGAAGAGUAGCCCCCACUCGCUGCAACUAGAGAAAGCCCACGCGCAGCAACAAAGACCCAACACAGCCAAAAAGAAAUAAAAGAAAAAAAAGAUAAACUCUAAAACAAAAAACAUAUACCAAAAAAUAGGCCAAAAGCAGAGCACCAAAACUCAAAGAAUAUAGAAGAAGAAAUAUAGUGAAUAUAACAGAAUCUAAUAAAAUUCAACUCAAAGCUAUAUAUAAGAGACUGUGUUAUAAUAAAGUGAUCCAGAAUGUCUGAAAAUGAAAGGUCUAGAAGAUAAUGGUAAUCACCUAAAUCUGAAUCUCUCCACAUAUCAUCCCAGAAAAAGCCACAAGACCAACAGGACCAGAAAUAACACCAUCUAUGACCAAUGUCUUCAGCAUUAUUAGGAGACAAAACACCACAAACUUCAAAUGACCAGCGAGCAGAGAAAUAAACAACAAAUUCUAACAGAGCUCCCACUGCUGCUGCAAGUCUGUGAGUACACAGAACAGAGAAAGGGAAGGCUUAAGAGACUGCAUGAAAAAUAAGAAAAAGAUGAAAAAUUUAAAGCACAGACAAAAUCAUCUUCAGAAUUAGAAUGUCCCACACCAAGUAGCCCCCACUCGCCGCAACUAGAGAAAGCCCGUGCAUAGCAAUGAAGACCCAACGCAGCCAAAAAAAUUUUUUAAUUAAAAAAAAAACUUAAAGCAGUUACCUAGAAAAGGAAAUUUACUGAUUCACCUAAUGAAAAAUCCUUGUACAGGGACGGCUUAGAUUCAGGUUCUGACACCAUCAUCAGGAGGAAUUUAAUCUCACUCUGCUUUCCUGUGUGGCCUCUUUCCUGGGCAGACUUUCUCCAGAAGGUGGAGAUGGCCACUGGCAGCUUCCGGUUUAUAUCCUGAUAGAUUGGUAACUGCAGUGGAAAGAACAUCUUUCUCUUGGUUCCAACAAAAAAUUCUGGAAUUGACUCAUUAGCUGGUUUGGAUCUGUUCCCAUCCCUAAACCAAUCGCUGCAGCUAGGGGAAAUGGUGCUCUGAUUUGGGGCCUGGGAAGGAGUAUCCUCCACCUAAAACACAUUGACUGAAAGAGGGAGAGAUGUGCAUCCCUAAAAGAAGAAAGUGUGGCACAUUGACUGAAAGAGGGAGUGAUGUGCAUCCCUAAAAGAAGAAAGUGUGGAGCUCCUUCUGUACCAGGGGAGAAGAGUGGAUGUGGGUGGGAAAAAAUAACUGUUGUCAGCCGUACUCAGUGAUUAUCUUUACUUGACCAUUUCUUUAAUUUUUUGAGAUACAGCAUACAUUCAGUAAUGUGAGCCAAUUUUUAGAGUCCAGUUUGAUGAGUAUAGUGUAUACACCUGGGCAGUCGCCCUCCAGAUCAAGAUAUAAAACAUUGUCAGUUCCACAAAAGGUUGCCUUGUUUCCCUUCCUAGUCAGUAUCCCACAGAAAUAAACACUGUCUUGACCUCUAUCACCAUAGAUUAGUUUUGCUUGCUCUUGAAUUUUAUAAAAAGGGACUCAUACAUACAUCCACUUUUGCUCAAUAUUAUGUCUGUGAGAUUCAUCCGUGUUGUGUGUAUCAGAAGUUCAUUUUUUUUUUUUAAAGUUCAUUUCAGGGACUUCCCUGGUGGCGCAGUGGUUAAGAAUCUGUCUGCCAAUGAAGGGACAUGGGUUUGAUCCCUGGUCCAGGAAGAUCCCACAUGCCGUGGAGCAACUAAGGCCGUGUGCCCCAACUACUGAGCCUGCGCUCUAGAGCCCGUGAGCCACAGCUACUGAGCCACGUGCCACAACUACUGAAGCCCACGUGCCUAGAGCCCGUGCUCCGCAACAAGAGAAGCCACCACAACGAGAAGCCCGCACACCACAAUGAAGAGUAGCCCCCGCUCGCCGCAACUAGAGAAAGCCCACGCACAGCAAUGAAGACCCAGUGCAGCCAAAAAAAAAAAAAGAAAUAAAAAAGUUCAUUUCUUUCAUGCUGUAUAGUGUGCCAUUAUAUGAAUAUACCACAAUUUAUCCACUCUACUGUUAAUGGACAAUUAGGUUGUUUCUAGUUUUGAACUAUUAUAAAUAAAGCUA
Messenger RNA from Globicephala melas (long-finned pilot whale), 6533 nucleotides. It is a transcript of the gene ZNF346, whose product is annotated as zinc finger protein 346. Gene Ontology annotation, molecular function: zinc ion binding; double-stranded RNA binding. Lineage: Eukaryota; Metazoa; Chordata; Mammalia; Artiodactyla; Delphinidae. The record is from RefSeq and is a predicted model, not a curated record.